Aphanomyces astaci is the source of this 1026-nucleotide messenger RNA. RefSeq lists its product as hypothetical. Gene Ontology annotation, molecular function: RNA 7-methylguanosine cap binding; translation initiation factor activity. Bases 45 to 974 code for a protein of 309 amino acids. The record is from RefSeq and is a predicted model, not a curated record. The transcript has 6 exons. NCBI's taxonomy places the organism in Eukaryota, Oomycota, Saprolegniomycetes, Saprolegniales, Verrucalvaceae. Gene Ontology annotation, biological process: translational initiation. Gene Ontology annotation, cellular component: cytoplasm; eukaryotic translation initiation factor 4F complex.
GAGCGGCCCAGGGAGUAGUGAACCAACAAGAAAUCUCAAUCAUCAUGGAGGCCGAGCUACCACGAGACAAGGCUCCCGUGGAUACAGCAGGGGAAGUGCCCAUCCAAAACACGUAUACGUUUUGGUACAUGAAGAAGAACUCGGGCAAAGCGUUGGAGGACCAGGAAAGCUACGAGAAGAGCAUCAAGGAGAUCUCAGAGUUCCGCACGGUGCAAGGGUUCUGGCGUGUGUACAACCAUUUGAUCCGACCGAACGAUUUGCCUAACACAACGGACUAUCAUCUGUUCAAGGCUGGCAUCAAGCCUAUGUGGGAGGACACGGCCAACCGGCGUGGCGGCAAGUGGAUGAUUCGCAUUCGCAAAGGCAUUGCGUCGCGGUAUUGGGAAGACUUGGUGCUGGCGAUUGUGGGCGAGCAAUUCGACGUCGGCAAUGAGAUUUGUGGAGCCGUCAUGUCCAUUCGGUACAACGAAGACAUCAUUUCGCUGUGGAACCGCAACGCCGACAACAGCGAAGCGUGUUAUAGAAUACGCGAUACGAUGCGAAAGCUGCUGAACUUGCCGCAGUUCGUGUCGCUCGAGUACAAGCGCCACGACACGUCGUUGAACGACAACUCGAGCUUCCGGAACACGACUGUGUGGCGUAAUGGCGAGAAGGCGCGGCUCCAGGACGACGGGACGCCCAUGUCCCCGAGUGCCGCCAACGCUGGGCAGCCAGCGGCGAACCAGCAACAACAGCCGCCGCCGCCAUCGUCUUCCCGACAUCCGAAUGGUCCGUCUCAGCAACCGCAGCAGCAGUCGCGAGGCGACCGAUCGAGCGGAACCAACCGCUCCCACAACCGCCGCGAAGGAAACAACACCCGCGGCGGCAGUUCCGGGGCAUGGACGCGGGACACGACGAUCCGCGAAAAGAAGGAUCGCACCAGCAGCUUUUCACGCAACGAGUCGACUCCUGAUGAAGAAGGCUGGCAAUCGUAGAAAUGUACUAGAGACAGACACAUAACAAGACGACAGAGCGCUGAUCCAUGUU